AUGUGGAAAGCUGCCCUUCCCACCAGUUCGGCGGCUGAAUUCCCGCUCCUGCGGACCAGCCGCUGUUUAAGUUGCCAAUUCCGCAAUCCAGCGACACUAUCCCAGCUACAGUCCAAAACCCUCUCCCUGCGCCAAUAUUCUAGCAAGGUUGAAAAGCCUAGCCCCGCAAAGAAUCCUGCCCCCGUGCCGCGAACCCGAGGCGAGGCACCGUAUCGCUUGUCAACUGCCACCGAAUUCACACAGAACUCGCCCUCCAAAGAUGGCCCUCAGCCCGGCGAUGCAGAUUUCGUUCCUCCGAGACUAGACCGACCAAUCGGUAGUCCGGAAGUGCCGCUAGAAGGGCAGAACACAGGCAUUGACACGCGGUCGAUGCGCCAGCGGCGCGACGAUUUCACCAACUAUGACCGGCACAUCAAGCGGCGCAAGGAACUAACAAAGCAAGUCGCCAAACCGUAUUUCCGUGAAUGGUCGAAUCUCCGCUUCGCCGAGGGCAAGACCUUCAUUUCGAACCCGCGCCUGUUCAAAGCCGACAGAGCCCUAUACUUCCCCAAUAUGCACGGAGUAACGCUUGCAUCGCCGAAGGAUCCGCAGAACACAACGACGCAGCUGCGCGGCAGCAUCUCGGUGGUGAACCUGUUCUCGAGUGUGUGGGCCGAAAGCCAAGUUGCGACGUUUACCGGACCAGAACAGAACCCGGGACUGGUAGAGGCGAUGGCCAGCGGCGGGAGAUUGGUGCAGCGGAUUGAUAUCAAUCUCGAGGAGAACCGGUUGAAGGCGUUCCUGGUGAAGAAGUUUAUGUGGCGGAUGCGACAGAAAUUGGCUACGCAGCAGCAUUCACGGUACUUCCUUGUGCAAAAGGGCUUUGACCAAGCCCUCAAGGAGACUGUGGGUAUGAUGAACUCUAAGGUAGGCUAUGUCUACCUGGUUGAUUCGGAAUGCCGCAUCCGCUGGGCGGGUAGUGGACCGGCUAGCCCGGCUGAACUCGAGAGUCUUAAUGCUGGAUUGCGGAAACUUAUUGAAGAGAAGAAAGCUAUUCUCAAGCUGCAGGACCCAGCUCGCAAGUAUUGA
Messenger RNA from Penicillium bovifimosum, 1068 nucleotides. Its product is annotated as mitochondrial ATPase complex subunit ATP10. Gene Ontology annotation, cellular component: mitochondrial inner membrane. The record is from RefSeq and is a predicted model, not a curated record. Lineage: Eukaryota; Fungi; Ascomycota; Eurotiomycetes; Eurotiales; Aspergillaceae. The transcript is spliced from 2 exons. Bases 1 to 1068 code for a protein of 355 amino acids. Gene Ontology annotation, biological process: mitochondrial proton-transporting ATP synthase complex assembly.